This is a messenger RNA of Solanum stenotomum, 737 nucleotides long. RefSeq names its product kirola-like. Gene Ontology annotation, biological process: defense response. Bases 98 to 541 code for a protein of 147 amino acids. The transcript is spliced from 2 exons. Lineage: Eukaryota; Viridiplantae; Streptophyta; Magnoliopsida; Solanales; Solanaceae. The record is from RefSeq and is a predicted model, not a curated record.
UAACUUCUCACAACAAAUUAAAAUCUAUAUAAAGGUUACAAGUUCUAAACUUUUUCUCACCACUUUCUUUCCAAAACUUAUUGUAAUUGAAGAAAAUAUGGGUCUGAAAGGCAAAUUAAUUGCUUCAAUGGAGGUGAAGUGUGGAGGACACCCGAUUCAUGAUUUUUUUCACAUCCAUACCCAUCAUAUACCUAAUAUAAGUCCUAGUAUUAUCAACCAUUUUGAGAUACACGAAGGUGAAACUGUAAAAGUUGGUUCGAUUGUUAGUUGGAAUUAUAAUGAAGCUGGACAAAAGAAGUUUGUUAAGCAAGUAAUUGAAGCAAUCGACCCUGACAAGAAAUCAAUCACAUGGAAAGUGAUUGAAGGAGAUGUAUUAGAGUUGUACAAUUCCUUUACUGCUAUCCUAUCUUGUGAACAUGAGUGGACAACAUGGACAAUUGAAUAUGAAAAGAAAACUGAAGAUAUUCCAGCGCCCCUCAUUCAAUUGGGUCUUCUCCUUGACUUAACCAAGGAUAUAGAACGUCACCUUCUCAAGAAUUAGAAGAAAUAUAUCAAUGUGUGUUCGUGUUUGUGUUUGUGUUUGUGUGAUGAAUAAUUGAGGAUGUUGGCUAGCUCUAGCUAGCGUGUGGAAUAAAGAAUAUUGUGUGAAGAAUAUAUUAUAUAUGUCUAUUUCUUUCUAUGAUAUGUAUGUAUUUUCAAUGGUCAAUAUAUGUAUAAUAUCAUGCAUUUUGUUAUAA